Macrosiphum euphorbiae (potato aphid) is the source of this 345-nucleotide messenger RNA. Lineage: Eukaryota; Metazoa; Arthropoda; Insecta; Hemiptera; Aphididae. The record is from the annotation of a GenBank genome assembly.
AUGGCUGAGACAUUUGAAGAUUUAGCUACACUGAAUGAAUUUAGUGAGACCUAUCCACGAGCAUCAUGGUCUCCUGAAAUUUAUAAUAAAUACAAAAACGUGUACAAUAUUUAUUUGAACAUUGAUUUACAUUCGGUUAGUGGUCGUGGAAUUUCCAUUACUGCUGCUAAAGCAAAUGCAAUAAGGCAGUACAAUGCCAUCGUUUCUUCUGAAAAAAUGAGUAAUAGAAAAAAUAAAAUAGAUGGUUCAGAAAAUAUGAUGAACAAUUAUGCACCAUCAAAUUUUUUAGUUAAUACAUCUCAUUUUGCUGAAGAUACUCAGCCAUCUGGUAAAGUAUAUAAUUAA